Molecule: messenger RNA, 2253 nt
Organism: Limulus polyphemus (Atlantic horseshoe crab)
Lineage: Eukaryota; Metazoa; Arthropoda; Merostomata; Xiphosura; Limulidae
Product: cleavage and polyadenylation specificity factor subunit 5-like
Exons: 7
Coding region: 29-724 (231 amino acids)
Cellular component (GO): mRNA cleavage factor complex
Molecular function (GO): mRNA binding
Source: RefSeq, a predicted model, not a curated record
UGUUCACCUUUUCCUACUUUUAACAAUCAUGGCGACACACGGAAGAGGCUCUGCGGCAGGUUGGCCAAAGGGAAAUACUCAAAGCCAAUUUACAGGAAAAUAUAUGGCUCAAAGCAAUAACCUUCUAUCGUUAACAAUAAACAGAACGAUUAACCUGUACCCUUUGACAAACUAUACUUUUGGAACUAAAGAACCUUUGUAUGAAAAAGAUGGUUCUGUACCUGAAAGAUUCCAAAGAAUGAAAGAUGAAUUUGACAAAAUUGGAAUGAGGCAUUCAGUAGAAGGUGUCCUUUUGGUUCAUGAACAUGGCUUACCUCACGUACUUCUGCUACAACUUGGAACUACUUUUUUUAAACUACCAGGUGGGGAGCUUGAUGCUGGUGAAGAUGAAGUUGAUGGGUUGAAGAGGUUAAUGGCAGAAAUUUUAGGACGACAAGAUGGAGUCAAACAAGAGUGGAUUAUUGAAGAUACCGUAGGAAGAUGGUGGAGACCUAAUUUUGAACCUCCUCAGUACCCUUAUGUGCCACCUCACAUUACUAAACCUAAAGAACACAAGAAGUUGUUCCUUGUGCAGCUUCCUGAAAAAGCAUUAUUUGCAGUACCAAAGAACUACAAGCUUGUUGCAGCACCUCUCUUUGAGUUGUAUGACAAUGCUCAAGGUUAUGGACCUAUUAUUUCCAGCCUUCCUCAAGCUUUGAGUAGGUUCAACUUUAUAUAUUUGUGACAACAACCAGAAGAUUGCAUUGGAUUUUACCUUUUUAGUUUGUCACUUAGUUCUAAGGGUAUUGUUUUUUUUGUUUGUGUUUGACAAACAACAACAUCAAGCUUUUUUGAGGUAAAAUGAAAACAUAAUGCUUGUACUGGCAGAUCUGUUCAUGAAUACAGGUAUUCAUAAUUUUCAGAACUGUAUUCUAAAUAAAGAAAUGAUAUAUAUCAAGAAAAGCAACCUAUAAAACCAUUCUCUAGUUCACUAGAAAUUCACUAUCCAUAACUUUUUUCAGGUACAUUUGGUUUUGUGUUAUUUGAGUCUUAUAAAUUUGAAAACGAUAAGCAGAACACUACCUACUACAAAGACUGUAUGUCAAGAAAUUUAAAAUUUGGUUUGAUCAAAUUGUUGUAAAGGUCUUUAUUACAUAUGUGUGUGUGUUUUCUUUACAGUAUGUUACUUUCAGUAAUUCCUUUGCAAUAACAAUUUAAUGCUUUUUUCUAAAACAUUUUGUAUUCCCAAUUGGAAAAAAAAAAACUUAUUGGCUUUAAACAACUCUGAUUUGAAUGUUGUUGAUUGUGUGAAGAUAUUUUGAAUUAAAGAAAAUCAAAGGACAUGAAAAAUGUAAGAUAAUCUUGAUAUAAUUUUCUUUGUGUGUUUUAAAUUUUUUUCCUUCAAAUUUAAAGCAUCAUUAUACAUAUACUUGAAAGACCUUGGAAGAGUAACUUUACUGUGAAUUUUUUUAGGUUUAUAUGAUAAUAUGCUUUUCAAACUUUCUUGAUCUAAUAGUACAAUGAUUUGUAAAAAAGGCAAUAUUCAAAAACUAAUUGUUACAUAGAUUAAAAAUUUUCCUGUGUGAGACCGUAAUUUGUUGACUGUAAAGCAACUUGUUAAAAAAAAAAAAAAUCUGGGAAGUGAUACAUGUUUUCAGCACUUUGUUAGUUUCAUACAAACGUUGGAAUUGUGAGCUGUAUUAUUAUACUUGAAUUUACUCUAGUGUAAGUACCAUGCUACAGUAUUAUCCUCUUCAGGUUUCCAAGUGCUGUACGUAAAGAUGAACUCUCAUAUGAUUCACCAUUUACAUUUAGAAAUUUUAAUAAGAUAAAUGUGAUUAUCAAGUAACUUACAUUAUAAAAUGACAAUAAUUUUAACGGUAUUUCAGGUUUUUUACCAUUGGUUGAAAGAAAAGGUAUUGUGAUAAAGCACAAAGUUUUUCACAAAUUAUCUAGACUGAUAUCGUGAAAAUGUGACUCGUUCUGACCCACUCACUGAGUCACUGUUAAUAAGUUAAUAUUGGAGUACUUUUUUUUUUUUAAUACAGUAAGUUAUUCUACUAAAAUAAUCAAGUAUUUAUUAAAACAAAAACAUUUAUUGUUCACAUCUGCACAGAAAACUCAUUACGCAUUGUUCAUUACUUCUCAUUUUAUCAUUAAGAACACAAAACUUUCAUAUACUUGGUGUAAAUGGUCAUACUUACUUCGUAUUUUAUCUAUUGUACCUGUAUCUUAGUGUGAAGCAUUAAAGAAAACAUGAAUAUCUGUACCUAA